Xenopus tropicalis (tropical clawed frog) is the source of this 2996-nucleotide messenger RNA. It is a transcript of the gene tango2, whose product is annotated as transport and golgi organization 2 homolog. Lineage: Eukaryota; Metazoa; Chordata; Amphibia; Anura; Pipidae. Bases 315 to 1145 code for a protein of 276 amino acids. The record is from RefSeq and is a predicted model, not a curated record. The transcript has 10 exons.
UGCUGUGCGACAUAUGAGCCAAUGAGCAACUGUUUUGCUGAUGACAGAGCAGGAAAUGUAAGAGCAUUGCUGUUUUCUGCUGGUUUUGUGCUGAGAACGAGAGUGAGAAGAACCCUAAAAGGUCUUAUGUCAGCUAUCAAAAAGAUUGAACAUACUAUUGUUUAUACUACAGCAGGCCGGCAGCUCUUACUAUAAGUUAGAAGAGUGUUACGAAGAUUGAUAAAAAUACAGCAGAACUGGUUGCUAUUUGACGUAAAAACAUAUUCCAUGCAAUAGCACAACAGUGAAUAGUACCUACCCUCAAGGAAAUCCUCAUGUGCAUCAUUUUCUUUAAGUUUGAUCCCCGUCCUGUUUCCAAGAAUGCCUACAGACUCAUACUAGCAGCCAAUCGUGAUGAAUUCUAUCACCGACCUUCUAAGCCUGCUGAUUACUGGGGGAGCAAUAAUGAUAUACUCAGUGGUUUGGACAUGGAAUCAGGAAAAGAAGGUGGAACUUGGCUAGGAAUAAAUAAAAGAGGAAAGUUUGCUGCACUCACCAAUUAUUUACAGCCAAAAAUUGACCUUCAUGCUAAGGGCCGAGGGUCUCUGGUGACCAGUUUCCUGACAUCUGAGAUAGAUAGCUUCUCAUACCUGAAGAAGAUAUCUGCUGAAGGACAUCUGUACAAUGGUUUUAAUUUGUUAGCAGCAGACUUUAACAGCACAAAGGAGGAUGUCAUGUGUUAUUAUGGGUCCAAAGGAGAACAAGAGCCUCUCAUCUUAAAUCCAGGUGUGUAUGGCCUGAGCUGCAGCCUAUUGGAUACACCUUGGAGGAAACUUCAGCAUGGAAAAAAAUUGUUUGCUGACAUCAUCAGAAAGAGCCAGGACAUUGCCAGAGAAGACCUAGUGCAGGAACUCAUUAAAGUGAUGAAUAAUGAAGAGCAGCAGUUACCAGACCCAGCUAUAGAAGAACAGGGAAAGGACUUUGUUCGUCCCAUCCUUAGUGGCUACAGUGCAGUGUGUGUGCGUUGCAGUGGGUAUGGAACUAGGACCAACACCAUUGUUCUUAUUGAUGGCGAGGGACAGGUGACAUUCACAGAACGCACAAUGUUAAACAGCGACGUCACUCAGUGGAAAACCAGUGUUUACCAGUUUGAGCUGCAACGUUAGCUCUUCUCUAUAUGCACAUGUCCUUUUAAACUCAGAUGCACUGAACUCUGGGGAACCAGAGGAGCCUGAAAGCCAAAACUAGAACGAGCCAUUUGUCAGCAGCACAUAUACACACACAUCCGAGAACCAAUACCACUUUUAUAUCAGACCAACAAGAAGAAAAGCUCAAAUGCAAGUUAUUCAAGCACACGUUCUGUUUUAUAUUUCACUCCUUCACACCUACAAUUUGAAUUUACUGUAUAUUCGUUUUAUAUUGACUACUCAAGUUUAUCAAAGGAAGGCAAAAUUGUUCCAAACUUCUUAAUAUUAGUUUGUGUUUGUAUGUAAAAGAUUUCAGCUUAGGCUACAGGUGUUUUUAUACCCUUUAGAUAGGGUUCUUGGGUUGUUUUCUAGUACAUUCAAAAAGUAAAAAAACAAACAACAGGAAUCUUUAAAGGUUCCAAGGAAAACUUAAGUCCCAGGAAACUAGUGUUUCUUGCAGGAUCCAUUCCUCCCCCACCCCCACCAUAAACACUGCAAUAUUGAAGUUCCUUAUGACUUGUUUAUAAAAAAAAAAAAAAAAUCAAGUUCUGGUAAUUCUACUUACAUUCCUGGAGAGAUGUAAUUAUCUCAGUGUAUAAGCUUACUAAAGAUUAUUGGUAAAAUCUCCAAAAAAUACUACUAUAAAAAUGCCUUCUGAUUAGAAAUGCCUUUUGAUUAGAGUUUUAUACAUCACACUUUGAUAAAUAAGCUCCGGAAUCGAGGUACCCCACCAAUGAGAAAAUGUGCUGAAGGACCCUCUGCCACCAUCCAUUUUAAUAGUGGUUUUUUUUUAAUAGAAUGUUUUUAUUUUACCUCUGGGUGUAAUUGUGGCAAAAGGAUUCUUCACUACAUGUUCAAUUCAAUUCAACAAGGAAUAGCUUUAACUAAAUACAUGGUACCUGGUAGCUGACUGGAUUUUGAACAUUUCAGUUCUACUAAAGUUGGUAAAAUGAAGUAAAAAGAGGCAUAAAUCUUAAUUUAAUAUUGCUUUUCUGAGCACUUUUGCAAUAAGGAUUAAUCAUUUUUAAAAGAAGUUGUUACACUGUUUAUAUCAUGAAUGUGCUACAGGAGACAUUGGCAGGAGAAGAAAUUGCUGAUGCAGGAAGCCUCUCCUGAUGGCUUUCUGCUCUGUUCUGUCACUUCUACUGAACAAUCAAACUGAGCACUUUAACAAUUUAAUUAAUGUAAAUUGCAAAAGUGCUCAGUAGAACACUCUACAAUUCUACAUUGUGAUAUGGGUAAGUAUAUGUCCCCUGUAACUAAAGUAGCCUCAUGUAACAUUCAUAGAAGAUAUCCUAUACUAAUAGGUGUAUACAAAGUAUUGGUGCUUCUAGAGAAAUAAUAUAAAGCAUAUUCGAUGUUUCUGCACAAAAUGCUGUAGUAAUAGCUGAAGAAUUUAACAAAAUGUAGUGCUGGUUGCUCUUUUGUUUUUUCCAAUACCAUCUGCUGCCGUGUGCUAUGCCAAAUGCACAGGUUUUGCAGCUCAGUACCUACACAUAAGUUGAUACCAUACAUUGCUCUUUUCUUACAUAAUCAACCUCAGUUUCCUCUUGUAUGCUUUAAAAUCUCAGGAUUAUUGUUCUAUGACUAAUUUUUUGCAAGUUUUUAUAGUAUUUGAAAUGUUGUUAAAGUUGACAUAUAACUUUUUGUGCAUGUUUCAUUUUAUUAGCUUGUAUUUUACACCAAAUUAUUUAAAAUCACUUGUUUUUUCACUUGCUAAAAAUACUUGGUUGCUUGUAUUAUUGCUAUGCCACAGGAAUACAUCCAACAAGUCAGUUGUAACAUUUGAUGAAAAAAAAGAAUGUUUAUUAAAAAGUGUAAUUACAGAAA